Drosophila willistoni is the source of this 1797-nucleotide messenger RNA. RefSeq names its product protein RER1. Bases 364 to 987 code for a protein of 207 amino acids. The record is from RefSeq and is a predicted model, not a curated record. Lineage: Eukaryota; Metazoa; Arthropoda; Insecta; Diptera; Drosophilidae. The transcript is spliced from 3 exons. Gene Ontology annotation, cellular component: Golgi membrane. Gene Ontology annotation, biological process: protein retention in ER lumen; retrograde vesicle-mediated transport, Golgi to endoplasmic reticulum.
GUCAACACGAAUCCCUGGUAUAAUCAUAAUGACGUGGUGAACUCUGGCAAAAAGAAAAAAAUUAAUUUUGCCGACAAAUCUUUAGUGUAAUUUAAUUAGUUUAUAUCUACACAAAUACCCAAAGGACUAGAAAUUAUUUAAAGGCUUUAUAAACAGACUCAACCCUCCAACCACGGCAACAACAAUCAUCAGACACUUCAGAGAAGACAAGAAGAAGAGAACAGAACAGGGCAAAGCAAAACUAAAGCAGACCUAAAUUCGGUGUCAACGUCAAAGUCAACAAAAAACUCAAAGAACAGAAAGAGGGUCUGAAUUUCGAUUGGAUGGUAAGAGGCGACAAAAGACAGAGGUGGCGGCGACAAAAUGAUGAAUGAAGACAGUAGCAGUGCCACGACAUCGUCCGGCGGUGGCAUCAAAAAGUUCUUUCAACGAUUAUCACAGAUCUAUCAAUCCAACCUCGAUCGCUCCACGCCACACACUCGCCUGCGUUGGGGCUUUGCGGGAUUCCUGCUCCUGCUCUUUGUUUUACGUAUUUUCCUGUAUCACGGCUGGUAUAUUGUGUGCUAUGCCCUGGGCAUAUAUCAUCUGAAUUUGUUUAUUGCGUUCCUAACGCCGAAAAUUGAUCCUGAAUUCGAUCCCUAUUCCCAGGAUGAUGAGGAUGAGGGCCCAAAUUUGCCUACACGUAGCAAUGAGGAAUUUCGUCCAUUUAUUCGACGAUUGCCCGAAUUCAAAUUCUGGUUAUCGGUGACAAAAAGUACGUUAAUUGGCCUGAUAUGCACAUUCUUUGAAUUCUUCAAUGUGCCCGUAUUUUGGCCCAUUCUGGUGAUGUAUUUCAUCACAUUGUUCUGCAUUACGAUGAAGCGACAGAUUAAGCAUAUGAUUAAGUACAAGUAUUUGCCAUUUACUCGGAAUAAGCCACGCUAUCAGAAGGUUGUCAAUCCGGCUGGAGCGGCAGGACCCAACUCAGUGGGGGCGAACUCGAAGUGACAAUUAGCCGCACAGACGCCAGAGAAGCAAGCGGGAGCAACAUUAGCAACUAGCGACAACGCAGCGACCCAGGAUGUUGGGUCACCAAUAAAGGAUAAUAAUAAAGGAGUAGAAAAAGCAACAACAACGGCAACGGCGGCGGGGACAGCAGCAUCUGCAGCUUCUAUAAAACCACCGCAAAUUAUAGCAAUUGAGGAUUACUAGCCAACUAGAAACCCAAAAGAAUGACAAAGAAAGAAACAACAAUAUAUAUUAUUUUGGUUUGCUUUAGUUUUUUCUGCCCUAUUUUCGUAUUUAUUGAGUUGUCGUCGCGGCGUCUUGUGCAAAAAGUAAAUGAAAACCAACAAAAAAACAAAACAAAACUGCAACACGAUGAAAACACAUAUAAUUUGUUAAUUGUUUAACUUAUGUAAUUUACAAAUGGAAUUCAGUUUAUGGUAAACAUUUCAGUUCUUAAUUUAAAUCCUAACUUUUAACAUUUAUUAUUUUACUAUAAUUUUGUUUUCCAAAUAAUAGAUGCUAAAAACAAAAACAAAAAAAAACAAAAUCAAUAUACAAUAGAAUGCAAUACCUUAUACAUUUAUAGGUAUGUAAGCAAGUAAAAAACAAAAAAACAAAGAAAAACAAAUAUAUAUUUUGCAUUAUUAAUUAUUUUAGUAAUUUUUGUUAGCUUUAAAUUUAAACUAUAUUGAAGUGUUAAAAAAAAAAACAAACGAACAGAAAAACAGAUGGGGAAACUUAUAUGACUAAGAAGAAGUGUAAACAGUGGUGCGUCAAAUGAAUAAAGGAGCCUAAGAAAGUGAAAAAAAA